Molecule: messenger RNA, 564 nt
Organism: Staurois parvus
Lineage: Eukaryota; Metazoa; Chordata; Amphibia; Anura; Ranidae
Source: the annotation of a GenBank genome assembly
CUGUCUGCAGUCUCUGGUCAUCCCCUGCACUGUCCGCAGUCUCUGGUCAUCCCCUGCACUGUCCGCAGUCUCUGGUCAUCCCCUGCACUGUCCGCAGUCUCUGGUCAUCCCCUGCACUGUCCGCAGUCUCUGGUCAUCCCCUGCACUGUUCGCAGUCUCUGUCUCUGGUCAUCUCCUGCACUGUGUCGGCAGUCUCUGGUCAUCUCCUGUACUGUGUCGGCAGUCUCUGGUCAUCUCCUGCACUGUGUCGGCAGUCUCCGGUCAUCUCCUGUACUGUGUCGGCAGUCUCCGGUCAUCUCCUGUACUGUGUCGGCAGUCUCCGGUCAUCUCCUGCACUGUGUCGGCAGUCUCCGGUCAUCUCCUGUACUGUGUCGGCAGUCUCCGGUCAUCUCCUGUACUGUGUCGGCAGUCUCCGGUCAUCUCCUGUACUGUGUCGGCAGUCUCCGGUCAUCUCCUGUACUGUGUCGGCAGUCUCCGGUCAUCUCCUGUACUGUGUCGGCAGUCUCCGGUCAUCUCCUGUACUGUGUCGGCAGUCUCCGGUCAUCUCCUGUACUAUGUCUGCAG